AUGGAAGAAGAAGAUAAAUCUAUAGACUUAUCAGUGUGGGCAUACUGCGCUGGGGUUUUUGAUUUCGAUCAUUUACAAGGUCGUGUCUACUAUUCCCCACAAGGUCAUGUGGAGAAUUUUACUAGUUCUGAUAUAGUGAGGUACCUUUGUUCUGAUUUGGCUAUGGUACCGUGCGAACUUGUCACUGCCAAAUAUCUUGCGGACCCUAAGACUGAUGAAGUCUUUGCAUACUUCAAGCUCAAACCUCCAACGUCUGACGAUGAUCCAAAUGAGGAGACUUGCUGCAGGGAAACAAUCAGAUCCGCUGAUGGGUUCAUAAAAGUUUUGGACCAGAGUGAUGUUACAAAUCCUGGUGAAUGCACCAUUUCUGCAGCUUGCUUGGGCGCUGAUAAAGUCUUACCAAAGGAAGACACUCUCUUGUCCAUCCAUGACAUCCACAGCCAGGAGUGGAAGCUGAAGCACACUUAUGACUCAACACUGGAGUUACAUAAGUUUACUGAUGGCUGGGACAGAUUUGUCUUGACGAAGCAGCUAUCCCCUGGAGACUCACUGGUAUUUGUAAAAACUAGAGUUGGUUUGACUAUUGGAAUCCGGCGAGUAACUGUUCCAGGAAGCGCUAGUGUUGAUUCUUUCUUCCAUUACCCUACAAGGGUUAAUGACGUUCAUGGUGGACAAAAGUUAAUCCGGACUGGUAAAGGGUUAUUGUCUGUCGAGGCCUUAGGUGAAGCCUUGGCAAAGUCACAGAUAGGACGUCCAUUUGACGUUGUAUACUAUCCACAUGUUGGCUCUUCGAGUUUCGUUCUUGACAGAGAAAGAGUUUAUAAUGCUAUAUGGAACGUAACUUGGCCUCCAGGGAUGAAAGUGAGGAAGUGGGUUAUGGUUAAAGAUCAGCUGAGGGUCAUUUGUCAUGAAGGCUCUGUCAUUAGUAGCAUUAAGAAGGAUAAGGACUGGUACGGAUCUCCUUGGAGGCAACUACAGGUUAACUGGGAUAAGAAAUAUGGGAGUGUUGAAGAGUUCGUCAACUUCUGGGAAGUCGAACCAGUACCUGAGCCAGUCUCUGGCAAGAAAAGAAAAUUAGGUGACAUGACGGCGACUCAGGCUACUACCACUGGACAGACUGGACAGACCAUGCCUGAUUUAAUUCUCAUAAAAGAAUGA
Molecule: messenger RNA, 1158 nt
Organism: Camelina sativa (false flax)
Lineage: Eukaryota; Viridiplantae; Streptophyta; Magnoliopsida; Brassicales; Brassicaceae
Product: auxin response factor 17-like
Biological process (GO): response to hormone; regulation of DNA-templated transcription
Cellular component (GO): nucleus
Molecular function (GO): DNA binding
Source: RefSeq, a predicted model, not a curated record